AUGAUUGUCAAAAGCGAAAAUGAGCCAGUGGUGAAGGAAUAUUUGGGCACGAACAAGAUUACCACCUUGAUCACAUACAAAGGAUUUGACUUCACAAUUUCUAAUACAUUAUGGACCCUUGUGUACAUUAACAUCUCAAGUAACGCACUCCGUGGUAGCAUCCCUGAAUCCAUCGGGGGGCUUGCUAUGUUAAACGUGCUCAACAUGUCACGCAACUCGCUCGCGGGGCCAAUUCCGUCUCAGCUUGGCCGUUUGGGCCAGAUGGAAACUCUGGACCUAUCCUUCAAUGAGCUUUCAGGAACAGUUCCCCAGGAGCUAGCAUCUCUGGACUUCCUUCCAGUGUUGAACCUCUCCUGCAACAAGCUGGAAGGCAGAGUGCCGGAGUCACCUCAUUUCAUGACGUUUUCGGAUGGCUCCUUUUUGGGAAACGGUGGCCUGUGCGGGCCUCCGUUGUCCAAAGAGUGCAUCGGCACAAUACCACCACCUGCAGUGUCAGGUCGCUCCAUGGAGAGAUCUGUAGAUAUUGUGCUAUUCCCCUUUGUUGGACUAGGAUUUGGUGUUGGAUUUGCAGUUGCAGUUGCUGUAAUGCCAUGA
Messenger RNA from Panicum hallii, 594 nucleotides. RefSeq names its product putative receptor like protein 25. Bases 1 to 594 code for a protein of 197 amino acids. The transcript has a single exon. Gene Ontology annotation, molecular function: protein binding. The record is from RefSeq and is a predicted model, not a curated record. NCBI's taxonomy places the organism in Eukaryota, Viridiplantae, Streptophyta, Magnoliopsida, Poales, Poaceae.